UCGCCACACACUGACUGGCAACUAGUUGAGAAGGACGUAAUGCUUCUGAAGCUAAUUGUCCUUUGCUUAGUGCAUUAUGCUCCUGCUAUGAUAAGGACGGGAUCUGGAGUUAAAUGGAAAGAAUUUGACAAUGUUCUUGUGUCAACAAGCGUCACGUCUGAAAUUUCAAAUAUUUACAGUGGUAAACUAUGUUUACUUCUGUGUCUCCACAAUGAAGCUUGUGUGUCUGUGUUUUACAUACAGAAACACCGACGGUGUCAGUUCCAUGACGUGUUGUUCAUGUCACCCGGGGACGGAGACCAAGAGGAAGGCACCGAGUACUACAGCUUAACGACAGGUGCUUGUCCAUCUGGCUACGUCCAUAACCGCCGCCUCAACUUCUGCUACAAGCUUCAUCACGACAAGCUCCCGUACGACGAUGGUCUUGCUGACUGUACGUCCAGAGGAGAACACUUUGUUGUUAUUGACAGUUCGGACAAACAGAGCCAUGUGGUCAAGCAGAUCACAUCGUCAUCAGCAACUAUGACCAGUAGCUACUAUUUCGAUGGUUCAGAUGCGGCAAAUGAAGGACAAUGGGUUUUCCAUGAUGGCCGGCCCAUGACUUAUUUUGCCUGGAGUCCAGGCCACCCGGCUAAUGCAACGGCUCGGCAUGAUUACAUCGUAGCCAGCAAAGUUAGCAAUGCAUUUACGUGGCAAGACAGGCGGAGGGGAGAAGCAAAGUACUACAUCUGCCAAAAAGACCUUUGAAAUCAUUGAAUGCGAUGUGAAAAUACUUACAGUCUGCUGAACCGGAACCACAAGAGAUCAUCUCGGCAUUUAUUGGACAGAUACAUAUUGGAACGACCUCUGUACACGUUGGGCGUUCCACGUUUUUGGCGUUAACGUUUUAUGUCACACGAAGAAGCAAAUAAACCUUUACAUACAUGUACGUCAAAAAGACCUUUUUCGGUACUGCCAAGGGUGUUAUGUAUGUGUGUACACUAUGUAGUGGAAUAAACUAUGGUGAUCUGAGUUCAGAAUGUGAACAGUAUUGCCUGUGGAACGGUGCGCUUUAUAGUGAAGCCUAUGACAUUUUGACUGGACUAUUGAAUACGCAAACAAGCAAUCUUGAGUUUGUCAAGCAUACUUGUUGCCCACCAUCAACAACGGUGGAAUUGUUUCAGAAUCACUCAUCUUGUCCUGGUCACGAAA
Molecule: messenger RNA, 1191 nt
Organism: Haliotis rufescens (red abalone)
Lineage: Eukaryota; Metazoa; Mollusca; Gastropoda; Lepetellida; Haliotidae
Product: perlucin-like
Exons: 3
Coding region: 40-747 (235 amino acids)
Biological process (GO): biological process involved in interspecies interaction between organisms
Cellular component (GO): external side of plasma membrane
Molecular function (GO): carbohydrate binding
Source: RefSeq, a predicted model, not a curated record